AAACGCACUCCGUUAAAUGUAAGGAAAAUUGGUCGAAAAAUUCUUCAUUAUCAAAAUGACAGAUUGGAGUGAGCCAAUCAGAAAGAAAGGAUUCGUUCUUAACUUCCAAACUAAAAAACUACAGGAAAUAAGUGACAGACAUAUUACAAAUCCUUGUCGGUCAGUGGAGGAAUAUGAAAAGCUUAAUAUGCUUGGUCAAGGUACAUAUGGUGUUGUUUAUCGUGUGCGUGAUAAAAAGACUAAGAAAGAGUACGCUUUGAAGAAAGUGAAAGUGGAUCGAGAUUUGUUUCGCGAUGGAUUUCCAGUUGCUUGUCUUCGAGAGAUAUCAAUACUUAAGUCAUGUAAACAUGAGAAUAUAGUGGAUCUCAAAGAGGUUGUGGUUGGCGAACAGCUGGAAAAAAUCUUUUUAGUGAUGGAAUAUUGUGAACAAGAUCUCGCAUCACUUUUGGAUAAUCUUGAAAAACCUUUUUCGGAAUCAGAAGUUAAAUGCAUAAUAAUGCAACUUCUGCGUGGUCUUGAAUAUUUGCAUGGACAUUAUAUAAUUCAUCGAGACAUUAAAGUCAGCAAUUUACUUCUGACCGACACAGGAUGUCUGAAAAUUGCUGACUUUGGUUUAGCGAGAACUUUCAGCGUUCCACAAAAGUCAAUGACCCCAGGCUUAGUAACACUUUGGUAUCGGCCACCAGAACUUUUAUUGGGAUCUCCAAAUCAAUCAACGGCAAUUGAUAUGUGGGCUGUGGGAUGCAUUUUAGGUGAACUUCUCUCACACAAACCGCUUCUACCAGGCACCAGUGAGAUUUCUCAAAUAAAUUUGAUUGUGGAUUUGUUGGGGACGCCAAGCGAAAGUAUUUGGCCAGGAUUCAAAGAUUUACCAGCUCUUCAGAACUUCAAUUUAAGGCAACAACCUUACAAUAAUUUAAAGACAAGAUUUCCAUAUUUGUCUCAAGUUGGUCUUCGAUUGCUGAACUUUCUCUUCAUGUACGAUCCAAUGAAGCGAGCGACCGCUGUAGAAUGUCUUCAAUCAAGUUACUUCAAAGAAGCACCAUUACCUGCUGAUCCUAAACUAAUGCCAAGUUUUCCACAACAUCGUAACUUGAAAGCAUCGACAUCAUCAAUGACAAGUGGUAGGACAAGAACUCAAGAGAGAGUUGGCAAUUCCAACAUUUCUGACAUACUUGGAAAUGUUUUAAAAAAGAAACGAUUUGAAUAAAGAAGUUUUGUUGCUGGUUUAUUUUCUAAUUUCUUUUAACAACUACUGAUCUCGUAAUAAAACAACCUUUAAAGAUAUUUACGGUCCAUUAGAGUUUUCUUAAAAUUAUGUUUCUUAUCUCUGGCUCUUGGAUACCAACGAUGUUUUGUGGUAAAAGUCAGUCGAGCUAAUUCUUCUCGUGCAAAGUCUGGGUGGCUAUGUUUCCAUGCUAAUUUAGCUUUCUCAAUUUGUUGUUCUUUCAAUAGUGAUUGACUUUUCUGUUCAAUUUUUGUUGGAAGCGGCCUCGUGAAUUCAUAUGGAACUUCUUUCUUCGGAUGCCAUGCAAAAAAUGCUGUCCCAUCUUGAGAUUCUGCUAAAGACUCAACAUAAGCUCUGUUUCUGUUAGGAUUUUCCGGUCCAUAAACUUUGAAACGUGCAAGGUAUCUGCAAGUUUGAGAAAAAAAUCUUUUUGUUGUGAAC
This is a messenger RNA of Clunio marinus, 1669 nucleotides long. The record is from the annotation of a GenBank genome assembly. NCBI's taxonomy places the organism in Eukaryota, Metazoa, Arthropoda, Insecta, Diptera, Chironomidae.